UAAAGCGUUACCGGGCAGGGCACGGACGUGGGGCGGCCUCCCCUGAUGUUUCCACGCUGUGGUCUCCCGGCGUCGAGCAAGCCAGGAUGUCGCUAGCGCUGUGGGCUUUCCGCGGCCUUCGGAGCCACAGCCCAGCCCGCCGGAGCCAUGCUUAAAAAUAACGCUCCCCGCACGGUCCCCUGGGGGACAGCCAGCGUGGUGCACGGGGAGGCAACGGGCUCUGAUGAGCGCCUACUGGAUGCCAGGCGCUGCGGAGGCAUCAGCUCACAGAGCCUUGCAGGCGCCUUGGGAGGGAGGGAUCAUCAUCCCAGAGGGGGAAACUGAGGUUCGGGGAGUGAUGCCACUGGCUGUUUCCUGGUAAGUCGGCGGCAGAGCUGCCACACAAGCCCAGGAGAUGAAGCGACAAGAAGUCAGGGGCUCUGUGUCCCACUCUGCUGGGUCCCGAGCUGCUGGAGCAGUGUUUGGCACCAGCAAGCACUCAGAGGUGGCUGCCAUGGAACUUGUCCCCAGCCUGCUCCUCUCGCCAGCCGCGCAGCUCGGUCACCGGCAGCUCCAUCCCUCCAGAUGCUCAGGCCAGAGACUUCCUCCCCAGCCCCUCCGCUGCUCUCCCCGCACCCCGUGUCCUUGCUGCUCCGGCCCUGGCCCAGCCCUGCCUCUCUCACCUGGCCCUGCAGGAGCCUCCUUCCUGGCCCCGGCUUCCACGCCCGCCCCCCCACGGUCUACCCCGCCCCCACGGUCCACCCCUGCUCCCACGUUCUUCCUCCAUCUGCACCUAAGGGGACACAUUCGACUAGUUUAUCCAUCACCCACAUGCAUCAGGACACAGCAGGGAACAGAGCUGACGUUGCAGGGUUGGGGGAGGAAGGCAGGAUAAUCCUUAAUAGAUAAGUUAAAUAUAUCACGUUUCAGAUGGCAAUAAGUGCUGAGGAGAAAAAUAAACCCGGGAAGGGCAUAGAGAGCAUCAGAGAGGUACCAGUCUACAUGGGGCGGUGGGGGGCGGGGCAGGGACGGUCUCACCGAGCAAAUAUUUGCACACACACUUGAAAGAGAUGAGGGAUUGGGCAACGGGGAAUUCUGAAGGAAGAGCGUUCCUGGCAGAGGAAACAGCAAGUGCAAGGUCCUCGAGGCUGGGUAGUGCCCGGCAUGUGUGAGGAUGACCAUGAAGGGCCCAGUGUGGCUGGAGCGGAGUGAGCGAGGGGCAGCCUGGGAGGAAGUGAGGUCAUAGAGCUAAGGGGCAGAUCCUGCAGAGCUUGCACAUUGUGGGAAGGACCUGGGCUUUUCUCUGGGGUAGGUGGGGGCCAUGGAGGGUUCUGGACAGAAGAGGGUAUGGUCUGACUUAGGGUCUGAAAUAAUCCCUGUGGCUGGGUGUGGAGAAUGGACCGUCAGGGACAACGAGGGAGGAGGACAACCAGGGGCAGGUGACUGCAGUGGUCCAAGCAAAAGAUGAUGGCGAAUGGGCCCGGGGGGGCGGCUGUGGGGGUGCGGAGGCUCAAAGAUCGUGGACCGGCUCUGUUCUGAAGGUGGAACUGACAGGACAUGGUGCUGGACCAAAUGUGACAGAAACUGCAAAGCCAAGGAUGACUCCAAAGUUUGAGGCUGAGCUACUGGAAAGACGGAACUUCUGCCUUUCAGAGACGCGCAAGCACCACGCUGGGCUCCACGGAGGGAGGGGCGUGGGACGGCCCGUCCCGGGGCCACACGGGACCAGUACGAAAGCCAUCCCUGGUGUGGCGGGCUUUGCUUCCCCAAAUUCCUGCUGGGUCAGCUCAGGAUUCCUCUCCAGCUCCCCACCCCACCCCUGGCCCAGAGUCCCUUGUAAAUGGUACAGGAGCUACCAGGUCCCUUCUUCUCUUCGAUGCCUGAAGAGCAGCAAAUGCUUCUCUAGUGGUUCUCGUGUGCCUGGCAAGAUCCUCCCUUUACGUUCGCUAAGUCACCUGGUCAUCACGACAAUCGAAGAGCAGAGGGCCAUGAGCGCCUCCGUUUAAGGGAUGGAGAAACUGAGGACCACAGAGAUUAAGUCGCUUACCCCGGACCGCGCAGCCAGCAAGCGGCACGGGUGGGAUUUGACCCAGGGGCCAGGCCCAGGGCUCGUGCUCUUAACUGCUGCACUGUCGCCUGAGCGGCUCACCAUUGGCCACGAGGCACCAAAUCGGGCUUGAGGGGCUGGAGUCGGGGGAGAGGGCUGCGGCGGCCCCUUCUGCACAAUAGGAACAGUUGCCAUUUUCUGGGGACCUGUCCUGGGCCUCGCGCUGCACUCGGCUUUCUCCAUCCCGCACGCCGACGGAAGGGGCAGGUAUUGCAGUGAUGGCACCCAUUCUACAGAUAAGGAGACCAAGAGAGAGGCAGUGCCCUGUCCAAAGUCACACAGCCAGCUGUGAGAACCUGGGGCUCCAGACCCCGUUCUGUCCCCUCCUCGACACUGCCUGUGCUUGUCACCUGCUUCCUGCCUUGGUGGUGGGGGCCAGUGGCCAGGUUGUCCUUUCCUUCAGCUGCUGGCGUGGGACAAGGAUGGGGAGAGGAGCUCGGGGAUGGCACAGCCGCGUGGUUCCCUCGGGCUUGCAGCUUCUGCCUGGCGCCGCUGUUGCCGAGGCCGGCUGUGGGCCGGGGCUCCACGGCCGAGCGUGUGAGGCAGGUCGAGGCCAUAGUAGACUCGACCGGGUAGAAGGUGGUGGGGUUGUCACAGGCGUCGAGGUCGGGAGCAGCGCAGAGGAGCAGGUGCGCACACCUGUGCCUGGGCGGCCGCUUCGCUCCCCUGGGCCUCAGCCUCCCGCUCCGCGCGACGGGAUGACAGCGUCUGCCUCCAAAGGCUGUGGCCGGGGCCAAAGGAGAGCAGCGAGGGGCACGCGCCGUCUCCGGCUGGCUCUCGGCUGUCUUGCAGGGCAGGAAGAGCAGGGGACCCGGCUCGUCACAGGUGUUCCGCGAACCCGGCACAUAGGAGGGGCCCAGAGCCUGCGGGACACACGGCAGAGAAGAAACGAACCUCCUGGUGACUCACCUUCCUCCUCAGUAAGGCGCAUGCUUUCCGUCUACGUGGACACAGACCCUCUCGGUCACCCACAAGAUGAAGACACUGAGGCUCAGAGAGCUGGAGUCACUUGCCCAAGGCCACCUGCUAAGGAGGGGCAGGGCCAGUUACCACUUAACCGGAGAGCAGCCGCGAUUUCCCGAGCAACUCCUUCAACCGCCAGGGUAAUGCCGCGGGCAGCGGUUCUCACCCGGGGGUGAUUUUGCCCCGCAGGAGGCAUCAGGCUACAUCUGCAGACACUUUCGGGUGUCACGGCUGAGGAGCAGGGAUGCCGCACGGGACAGCCCCACAGCGGAGAGUUAUCGACAGCACCAAGGUGGAGAACCCCGCUAUGAUGCAAGUUCUCUUAUGAUCUCCAUUUCAUAGACGUGGAAACUGAGGCACGGGGAGGGGCUGCCCCUUGCCCAAGAAGCCCCCUUCAGCCCCUGCUUGUCAUCACGAGACCCCACUGCCAAUCCUGAGAGCUCCCACCUUAAGGGACUCCUCCUCCGUCCCGGGCCCUCGCUUGCUCGGUAUGGACGAUGCUCCGCCUCCUUUCCACCUGUGAAGACAGCGCUUCAAUCACUGAGAAACGAGAUCGAGCCAAAACGUCACUAGGAAUGUGGGGCUGCCCCGAAAUGAACAUGUGUGUUAUUCACAGCAGCACUGAGGGACAUCGACAUUGACCGCACAUGGAUUCAUGGAGCAGGUACAUUCUGAGCACCUACUGUGUACCAGGCCCUAUACUUGGUACUAGAGACCCAGCGGAGAAGCAGACAGACCCAGCCCCUGCUGAGUCUUUGCAGUUGAUAGCCUAGUGGGAAAGGCAGACAAUAAACAAGAAAACAAAUACACAAUCAAGGUCAUUUCAGACUGUGUUAAAUGCCACUGUGGGGAGGAGGAAAGGCCACUCUAGAGAGGGUGGUGUCCAACAGGACCUCUCUGAGGAGAUGGGGCUAGAAGGAUGAGAAGGGACCAGCCUUGGAAAGAGGCAGGAAUGAAAAGUUCCACGUGGAGGAAUGGCAUGUGCAAAGGCCCUGAGGCAGGCGCUUGCCUGGAAUGUUAAGUACAGCUAGGAGGCCAGUGACUGCAGUCAAAUGAGGGAGGAGGAGAGGAGAAGGAGAUGAGAUUCAAGAAAUAACACGUGAACAGAUGUGCAGCACCUGUGACCACUGAAAGGGCUUUGCAUGGGCAGGUGGGAGCCGUGGUGCGAUUUUGAGCAGAGGAGGCAGCAGGUCUGAUUUAGGUUCUAAUAGGAUCCCUUUGGAUGCUUUGGUUAGCUGAACGGUGCCCCCCUCUGAAGAUGUCCAUGUCUCAAUCCCUAGAAUCUGUGAACGUUCCUUAAUAUGGCAAAAGAACUUUGCAGCUGUGAUUUGGUUAAGUGUCUUAAAAUGGGAAGGUUACCCUGGAUUAUCCCGGUGGCCCCAAUGUCAUCACAGGAGUCCUUAUAAGACAGGUGCAGAGUGAGAGCUGACUACGGAAGAGGAGAAGGUGGAGAGAAGAGAAAAUGACAGAAGCAGAGACUGGUGACGGGCCUUGAAAGAGGAGGAAGGGGCCGUAAGCCACGGGACGCGGGCGGCCACUAGAAGCUGAAACGGACAAGGAAACUGCUUUUCUCCUGGAGCCUCUGGAGGCAGCCCUGCCAACACCUUGGCUUCCGACCUCCGAAACUGCGAGAGUAAAUGAGUGUUGCUUUAAGCCAUAAGUUUGCAGUGAUUUGUUUUGGCAGCAGGAGGGACUAAGAGAGAUGGUAUGGGGAGGACAGACCGUAGGAGGGCCAGGCGGGAGCAGGGGACCCGGUGGGAGGGGCUACUACAAUAGUCCAGGCAGGAAAUGGUGGAGGACGGAGAGCAGUGGCUGCCUCCCUCAGCCGUCCCCGGGCCGGUGCCCAGGACAGACCUGGCCACCACGCGGUCCCUGCUCUGCGGAAGAAUUCAGCCGGAGGCAGCCCGGAGUCGUUCCGGGGGAAUGAGAGGGCCCAGGCUUAGCUGCCCCAGAACCUCAUGCCCUGAUGUCCCCUCCUCAGGGCGGUGUCCUUGACCACCCGCCUCAGGGAGCCCCUCCCAUUACUCCGGUGCCCCCACCCUGCUUCGGUUUGCUGUGUCUGUCUUACUGUCACCAGGCAUGUGACACCUUUGUCUGUUUCUUUAUUGUCUGGCGCCAGGAGAGGAAUGACGUCGUGCACCUGGUUCCCUGUGAGUCUCCAGCAUCUAGAGACAGUCCGGCGUGAAGGAGAGCUCAGGGCGUAUGUGCCGAAUGAACGAGCACACACACGGAUCGCCAUUCGACCCAGGAAGGUGACUGAAAACCACAGGGGAAGCCACUAACUCGGGGUCACACCGUUGCUAACUGUAGAUCCAGGAUUCGAACCCAGAACUGACUCCAAAGUUUGCACUAAGUAGGCCACCUCUUCCUAACACCAAUGACACUGCCUGCGUUCCAGAAAUUUUCACUUUGUGGGGGUAGUGCCCAUCCUUCUUGAGGUGUCAGACAUUCUAAACACAGCACCUUAGGGAACCCGCAGGCCAACUGACCUGCCCAGGGCUGUUCCUAGACAAGGAAACUGAAGCAGAGAGGUUGGGGCCUUCCCCAAAUGCACAGCUGGCCAGUGGCCGAGCCCAGAGAUCGGAUUCAACCCUUGCCAGACCCCACAGCUGGAAUCUUCUUUUACAUUUCCAGCAUGCUGGGGGGCCCUGGGAAAUAAGACUGUCUUGGCCAAAGAGGCAGAGUAGGUAUAGAUCACCGUGCCCCAUGUCCUGGCUGAGCCUGGAGGAAGUCCAUCAAUACCUCAAGCUGGAAACUUCUAAGAAACAAGGAUGAGGGCUUAGGAUCCAGGCCCCUGGGGUCAAACCCCAGCUUUGCUCCUGCCCUGCUGUGUGGCCUCAGACAAGUGGCCUCCCCUCUCUGGCCCAGGGCUCCUCUGAUAACUCCAUCUAAAAUUCUGGGCAGAGUUGAUAAAGCCCUACAGACUAUAUUUUAAAAUAAAAAAGACCCAGUAUGUAUUCUAGCUGACAUGUUAUAUCAGAUUAUACCGCUCGGGGCAUACAAAUGUAGUCAUAAUAAGUAUAAUAAACUUAAUUGGAAAAACUCGACAAUAAACAAAAGAGGAGUUUAUUUUUCUCCCGUGCGAAUGAAGUCCA
This is a messenger RNA of Propithecus coquereli (Coquerel's sifaka), 6144 nucleotides long. RefSeq lists its product as uncharacterized. NCBI's taxonomy places the organism in Eukaryota, Metazoa, Chordata, Mammalia, Primates, Indriidae. The record is from RefSeq and is a predicted model, not a curated record. The coding region runs from base 2305 to 3225 and encodes 306 amino acids. The transcript is spliced from 2 exons.